This is a messenger RNA of Spirometra erinaceieuropaei, 342 nucleotides long. The record is from the annotation of a GenBank genome assembly. NCBI's taxonomy places the organism in Eukaryota, Metazoa, Platyhelminthes, Cestoda, Diphyllobothriidea, Diphyllobothriidae.
AUGGUUAUUGAGGCGGUUGAGAAGGAUGCGAGCGAAGAUCUUCCCGGCGAUGUUCAGCAAGGAGAUGCCACGGUGAUUGUCGCAGACUUGGCGGUUCCCUUUUCGCUUGUAUAGGUGCACGAUGGUUGCGUCCUUGAAAUCUUGCGGGACUUCACCUUGACGCCACAUCUCCUGGAAGAGCACAGUCAGGUGAUCCAUCAGAUGGGGACCUCCGUGCUUGUAGACCUCGACAGGGAUUGCGUCCGAUUCGGGUGCUUUCCCGCUGGAGAGCUGCUGCACGGCCCUGAUGGUCUCCUGGAGAGAUGGCGGGAGGUCGAGGUCCACGUUGGUCUCUACUUGUGA